This is a messenger RNA of Cryptomeria japonica (Japanese cedar), 2275 nucleotides long. RefSeq names its product cysteine-rich receptor-like protein kinase 10. Gene Ontology annotation, biological process: protein phosphorylation. The transcript has 7 exons. NCBI's taxonomy places the organism in Eukaryota, Viridiplantae, Streptophyta, Pinopsida, Cupressales, Cupressaceae. Gene Ontology annotation, molecular function: protein kinase activity; ATP binding. The record is from RefSeq and is a predicted model, not a curated record. The coding region runs from base 109 to 2136 and encodes 675 amino acids.
UAUAAUUGAUCUCAUGAAGCAAUACUCAGCCUGGUUAUAGUUAUACUGCACAUAAGUUCUAUCUAGGUUGCAGAAGACAGUGGUCAUCUGAGUAACAAGAAGAGCAAAAUGAGGUGCAGCUCUUAUUUUUAUAUUCUUUUGCUUUUUGUAAUGAAUUUCUCCCCUGUGAUAUCCGUUUACAGAUGGUCUAAAUGCAAUAAUGAUUCUACUUUCACCGACGGCAGUACAUAUUCUACUAAUUUGAACCGAGUUAUGAAUGAUCUGUUUACAAAUACAUCUCUGAGUUCAGGGUUUAACACUACUUCCUUUGGUCAAACGCCCAACAAGGUCUAUGGCCUUCUGCAGUGUAUUGGGAACGUUUCAACAGAGAAAUGCUCAGACUGUGCACAACAAGGAAAUAAUUCUCUUAAGGAACUUUGCGCCAACGAUAUAGGUGGUUCGGUAUUGAUGGAUGACUGCUUUCUGCGCUAUGACAACUCCAAUUUCAUUUCAACACUAGAUGACAGCGUAUUUGUUUUUUUCACUAAUGUCAAUAACAUCUCAAGCAAUAUGGAUGAUUUCAAAGCCACAACCUCUAGUCUUCUCUCCAAUCUGUCUAAUCUUGCUUCUGAUUCCACAAAUAAGCGUUACGCUCUAGGAUCAGCCAACUAUUCCACAUCCCAAUAUGUAUAUGGGCUUGCUCAAUGUUGGAGAUAUUUAUCCGUCCAGGAUUGCACAACAUGCUUGGUGAACGCACAGAACGAUGUGGAGAAUUGUUGUUCUGGGAAACAAGGAGCUCAAGCUCUGUUAGGAAGCUGUACAGUAAGAUUUGAAAGAACCCCAUUCUUUGACACUACGACUACAGAGACUUCACCACCGACUCCUUCGAUUUCCACAUCCCCCACAAAAGAUAAGUCUUCGAAAACAUUGCCCAUAAUUUUGGGAGUUGUAGGAGGCCUGAUUCUGGCGUUGGUUAUUUGUCUAAUUGCAAUGAGAAAAAGAGUGAGAUCUGCUUUUUUGGGGAGGCCAGUUACUCUAGUUACCCAAAACGAAGAAAUGAAUGGAUAUUCCUCGGAAUCUGGGUUACUCAUGCACGGCCAGCAACAUUUUAUCAUGAGCUUAGAGGCACUGGCAGAAGCCACGCAAAAUUUUCAUGAAAAUAACAAACUUGGAGAGGGAGGCUUUGGACCAGUGUACAGGGGAACAAAUAGAGACGGAAAGGAAAUAGCAAUUAAAAAGCUGUCUGCAAAAUCUUCCCAAGGUACAAAGGAAUUCAUGAAUGAAGUGAAGCUGAUGGCCAAUGUUCAGCACCGAAACCUUGUGAAGCUGUUGGGAUGUUGUGCUGAGGGAGAUGAAAGAUUGCUCGUUUAUGAAUACUUUCCUAACAAGAGUUUGGACACUUUUCUCUUUGAUCUAAAAAAGAACAGCCAGCUAGAUUGGCAAAAACGUUAUAACAUCAUAAUUGGAAUUGCUCGUGGCCUGCUCUACCUUCAUGAAGAUUCACAGCUUAAAAUCAUUCACAGAGAUAUUAAAGCAAACAAUAUUUUGCUUGAUGACAAACUCAAUCCUAAAAUAGCAGACUUUGGUUUGGCAAGACUUUUCCCUGAAGAUGAGACCCAAAUCCAAACCAGAGUUGCAGGCACAUAUGGUUACAUGGCACCAGAGUAUGCAAUGCGAGGACAGCUGUCAGUUAAGGCAGACGUUUAUAGCUUUGGCGUGCUAGUGCUUGAGAUUUUGAGUGGAAGAAAAAACACAGAUUUCAAUCUUCCACAAGACAUACAAAAUCUGUUGGAAUGGGCAUGGAGACUGUACAGAGGAGGAGAUGUGAUAAGUAUGGUUGAGUCAACUAUAAAAGAGAGUUGUCCGCAGGAUCGUGUGAGACGCUGCAUUCAUGUUGCACUUUUGUGUGUACAAGAAGAUGCAACAGUUCGUCCAGCUAUGUCGAAUGUUAUUAUUAUGCUAUCAAGCAAUGCGGUGACAUUGCCAAAUCCUACAAAGCCAGCGUUAGCAUUUUGGAGUGGUUCAGAAUCAAGUGCCGGGUUAGGGUAUGAAAAGGAUAGAGCAUCAGCAUCACAUACUUCUGGAACGACCGCUUCAUCUGCGUCGGGCAUUCAAUCUGUAAAUGACACGUCCAUUACUGACGUAGGACCGAGGUAAGGUAGAUGUUGAAAGUUGGAGUAUCACAAUUGUUGAUAGAGGCGUGGAUACUCAGGACUCUUCUUUUCUUGUGAAAGACGUGAGCCUUACGUAGUUGUGAUCGGUCAAAUAUUGAUUCUUAUUUCCCAGACCAGACUGU